Zingiber officinale is the source of this 2258-nucleotide messenger RNA. Its product is annotated as kinesin-like protein KIN-7L. Gene Ontology annotation, biological process: microtubule-based movement. The record is from RefSeq and is a predicted model, not a curated record. Gene Ontology annotation, molecular function: microtubule binding; microtubule motor activity; ATP binding. The transcript has 15 exons. The coding region runs from base 76 to 2046 and encodes 656 amino acids. NCBI's taxonomy places the organism in Eukaryota, Viridiplantae, Streptophyta, Magnoliopsida, Zingiberales, Zingiberaceae.
GUUCAAACGAUUUCCUUGCAGAAGGCGCAGCGCCCGUUCAAAUGCCCUUGGAGCCUUCCGUCACUACUCCCAGUGAUGGAGAAGAUCUCCGUCGCCAUCCGCUUCCGCCCCCCGACCCCGACCGCCGUCGAUCCGUCCUCCGAUCGGAUUUGGAAGGUCGAAGAUAAUCGUAUCUCGCUUCACUGGCCCCUUGGAACUCCGAUCUCGGGCGUCUCCUUUGCGUUCGAUUAUGUCUUUGAUCAGAGCUAUAACAACACGAUGGUUUAUGAUCCCCUGAUCAAAUCCAUCAUCCGAGCCGCCAUCAAUGGGUUCAACGGGACUGCUUUCGCUUAUGGGCAGACGAGCAGCGGAAAAACUUUCACCAUGAAUGGCUCGGAAGAGGAUCCCGGAAUCAUCCCUCUUGCUGUCAAGGAUGUAUUUAGAACAAUCGAGAUGACUACGGACCGUGAGUUUUUGAUUAGGGUCUCAUAUAUGGAGAUUUACAAUGAAGAGAUUAAUGAUCUACUGACGCUGGGAAACCAGAAACUCCCAAUUCAUGAAAGCCUGGAGCGAGGAAUCUAUGUGGCGGGUCUAAGGGAGGAAAUUGUGAACAGUUCUGUACAAGUGAUUGAACUACUCAAACUUGGAGAAGAAAAUAGGCAUUUUGGUGAAACUAACAUGAACACUCGGAGCAGCAGAUCACAUACUAUAUUUAGGAUGGUUAUUGAGAGCAGUGCAAGAGAUUCCAUGGAAUCUGAAGAUGUAUCAAAUGCAGAUGCUAUUCGUGUAUCAGUUCUGAACUUGGUAGAUUUAGCUGGCUCAGAGAGGAUUGCUAAAACAGGCGCAGGAGGAGCUAGACUGAAGGAGGGGAAACACAUUAAUAAGAGCUUAAUGAUUCUUGGUAAUGUGAUCAACAAACUCAGUGAGAGUGGAAAACAAAGGGGGCACAUUCCAUAUCGUGAUAGUAAGUUGACCCGCAUUCUUCAACCGGCUCUUGGUGGCAACUCAAAAACUUCUAUAAUUUGUACAGUUGCACCAGAAGAGGUUCACAUAGAGGAAAGUAGAGGGACACUUCAAUUUGCAAGCAGAGCCAAGCGAAUCACAAAUUGUGUCCAAGUGAAUGAGAUUUUAACGGAUGCUGCUCUACUGAAACGACAAAAACAAGAGAUUGAAGAAUUACGGGAAAAACUACAGGGUUCUCAUUCAGAAGUAUUGGAACAAGUCAUCUUGAAGCAACGGAAUGAUAUGCACAAGUCUGAAUUAGAACGUGAAAAACUUGCAAUGGAACUAGAGGAAGAAAGAAAAAGACGUGCGGCAUUAGAACUUUGCAUAAAGGAUCAGCAAAAGAAGCUAGAAGAUCUUAGCAGCCUCUGUACUUCAGACUAUGCUUCAGUUUCAAUUCAGCCCAAAAAAAGCUCAAGAACCAUGCUUGAUGACGCAAGCGUGUCAAAACAUAAUGUACUCAGAACUCCCAAUUUUAAAGCAGUGGGAGAUGAUUUUGUCAUGAAACGGCCAAGCUGCUUCAUGGAACUUGAUUCAAGCCCUACCCUUGAAGCUUUUGGCAACACAGCCGAUGAGGAUCUCUGGAUGCAACUAAACAAAGGUUGUAUCACUGAUCUUGAUAUGCUUCAAUUGACACCGGAUAUAAAAUGCCAGCCAUUGCCAUUAUUUGAUAUGCCACAUGAACCUGUAUUGAAUGAAGACGCAGGCAGUAAAAGAUGUCAUAGCUUGGCAACUGAAUGUGACUUCAUUAGACAACAACUAGAAGCACUACGGGAAAAGUACAACAUCAUGGAAACUGAAUGCACCCUAUUGAAUGAGGAAAACUUUUCUCUAUUUGGAGCUCUCUCCUUGUCCAAACAAGAGAACGAGCAGAUCAGAGCUGAAAAAGAGGAGUUGCUUGACAAAUUGAAUGAAGAAAAGCAGAAGCUGAAGGAACUUAAAAAGGACAUUCAACGGUUUAGCUUGGAAUUUGUAAAAAAGACAGGGUUACAAGUAGCUCUCCACACCAAAUUAAAGGAAGUGUCUGAGAAAAUGAAAGCUCUUAAAGUUCCGUCUGAUGGCUAAGUAGCAAGAGGCACCUUUACUUUAUUCUAAAUGGUUUUUUGGCUUAUGGAUGAAGUGUUCCCCUAUUCUUGUUAAGUUCUCUCCAUACAUUCCCUAUGUCAAUGUUGGUGCAUGUUCUCUUUGUUUAGGACAUCAUAUUGGAUUUCGUUGAUUACAAAUUGAUGUGUAUUUAUUCCAAACUCACUUCACCAUUUACAAGUCUGUUUUACUCA